Messenger RNA from Plectropomus leopardus (leopard coralgrouper), 735 nucleotides. Lineage: Eukaryota; Metazoa; Chordata; Actinopteri; Perciformes; Serranidae. The record is from RefSeq and is a predicted model, not a curated record.
GUGAAAGGGAAAGCUGUGUUUGUGACAGGCUGUGAUAGUGGAUUUGGUCAUGCACUUGCCAAACAUCUACACAAGCUUGGCUUCACGGUCUUUGCUGGAUGUCUCUUUAAGGAUAAUGGUGGAGAGGGUGCAAAGGAGCUGGAAGAAUUUCAUUCAGAUCGCAUGAAGGUAGUCCAGCUGGAUGUGUGUAGUGAAGAGCAGGUGAACCAGGCUGUAGAAUACAUCAAAGACAACCUGGAGGAUUCAGAGAGAGGUCUGUGGGCUGUGGUGAACAAUGCUGGUGUGUCAACGUUUGGAGAAGUAGAGUUCACCUCCAUUGACACCUACAAGCAGGUGUCAGAGGUCAAUCUGUGGGGCACCAUCAGGGUCACCAAAGCAGUUCUGCCGUUGAUCCGCAGGGCCAAAGGUGGCAGAUCCAAACCAGACAGUGAUGGAUGUUUAGAGAACAGCCUGGAUGAUGGUGGUGUAGAACAGGCUCAGCAGCUCCUGGAGCAGGUGGAAAAUCCUGAGUUGUCCAGGAAGUACAGCCUCUGCUGGGCCUUUUUCCAGAUAGAUGGACACAUUCUUCACCAUCUAAUAUCGUCAUAUUGCACACCCCUAGUUGAAUGCAGAGCUGAAGUCCACAAACAGGAUCCUUGCGUACAUCCCUGGGGAGUCGAGGUGUUGCAGGAUGUAGUGCUGUCCCAUGCUAACUGCAUCGUCCAGCGACCUGUUUGCCCGGUAGACAAACUGUAG